AUGGAGAUUAAAUAUCAAGAAAAACUUUUGAAAGCAAAAAAUCGUAAACAUGAGAUAGUAAAAAAACUUUAUAUACAAAAUUAUAGAGUAUCGCCUUUUGAAUUAUCACAAAAGCUUACAAGAACAGCUAACUUAUGGAAAAACAUUAAUAGGAAUGUCAAAAAAUGUAAAGUACCCUCUAGGACAGAACAUUCUGUUUUAUCCUUGCAUAAUGUUACUGUUAAUGAAGACGAAGAAAUAAUUCCUGAAGAUAUUGACAAUAAAUCAAACGGUCACCCAAAUUCUGAAGUGAUACAAAUAAAAGAUCCGAUCAUUUUAAGGUUAGAAGAAGAACAAGAUUCCAAGUUAAAUAGCCCUCACGUUCUUCCAGCUUAUAUUUGCACGAACCCACAUAAAAUAUUAUCACCUAUUGAAACUAAUUAUAUUGCUCUAAGCUAUAAAGCAAGUAAAACUGUUGACAAGGAUUUUAAAUCAGAUACAGUAAACGAAUCUUUACUUAAUCAAACUAAAUCAGUUAAAUGUUAUCCGGAAAAAAUAAUAAUCUACGACAAUUCAUUGAAAGAACAAAUUAUCAAGUUUUCUUUAGUCAAUUGUGGUACUGAAUAUGUCCAUAUACGUUUUAAAAGUGUGUCAGAUACGUCCUAUUUUAAAGACUACAGAAUAUUACCCGAGAUUCCCUAUAAAUUGAACCGAGGAUUGACAAAACGUUACAAAUUACUUUUCAAAUUUCUUGAAAAUAUUAAAGAUAAAGAAUUUUCUGUAAUACUAUAUUUUAGAAUUAGAACUAAAACAUUUGAAGAAAUCCUUAGCAUUCCAGUUAUUGGGCAAUUUGAUAAAAGUAAUUCUGUUAUAAUUACCGAAACUGUGAACAUUCCUGAAGUUUACAUGUGGCAAGUUAAUGCAAAAUGUGGAUACCCAAAAGGAUUUGUUCAAAUUCAAUUAUAUGGCAACACAGUAUAUGAUUUGCAUAUAAGGAAAAAGGACUUUAGUUUUAUAAACGAAUCUGAAGAUUCACGUAGUAUUGAAUCGCAUCAUCUCACUCUUACCACAGAGAGCUUAAUGCAAAAAAUAAACGAUGUUGAAACUGACACACAAAAUAAUACGCUCUUAUCUUCUAAGGUAUUAAUAAAUGAAAAUAAUGAAAAUGAAACAUUAAAAUCUUACGAUGUCGUAACACUUGUGGUUAACGACAUACUUAACCUUGUAUAUGAACCAUUUAUUUUUAAGAAUACAUAUUUACGACUAUUUCCUAAAUCUAAAAGAAUAGUUUUCGUCUACUUUACUAAAGCAAAACAUGUUGGGUACCACCAAAGAUAUUAUGAUUUUAUAUUUCGUGAUUCUGAUGAGAAAAGUUUUACUAAAACGAUUAAAAUAUUCACUGAAGUUAUACCACAUCCCAUUUUAAUAAAUCCAACUAUAUUGGAUAUGUCGAAAUCGCCUGUAAAAUUUGGCCAAUAUCAAGACCACUUUACGAUUACCAAUACAAACAAAGUUUUCCCAGUUACAAUAACAAUAAAAACCACAAAUAAAAUGGACAAGAUAUUUCAAAUCAAGCCCAGAUUUACAACAAUUCCAGCUAAAUCUUAUAUUGAAUUUAAAAUUAUGUUUUGUAAAGGAAACAUAAAUUUACCAGAAAUUUUGGACAUUAUGGCGUACUUUACAAUAAAGAUAAUUAUCAACGGUGACAGUUCCAUCUACAAGAAUGUUCCUCCUAUUUAUUAUGAAAUUAUAACGCCUUAUAUUAAAGAAUUCAUUCGAAUUUACGAAAAAAAAAAUUUAAAUGAAUUAUCAGAAUUAAAACCGUUCGAAUCGUUCUAA
This is a messenger RNA of Nymphalis io (European peacock), 1818 nucleotides long. RefSeq lists its product as uncharacterized. Bases 1 to 1818 code for a protein of 605 amino acids. Lineage: Eukaryota; Metazoa; Arthropoda; Insecta; Lepidoptera; Nymphalidae. The record is from RefSeq and is a predicted model, not a curated record. The transcript has 2 exons.